AGCAAAUAAUUCCUCUAUUCUGCUGGCUCCGUCAAUCCCUCGAACCAGCGCGACUCGCCGCCUUUUCUCUCGAUCGAAUCGGAAGGUGCCCUGAAAAUCCCAAUCCCGUAGCUUCUCUUGUCCAAUCGGUCAAUCAAUCAAUCCCUCUCGAUCUCAGUCGAGAUCCGCCAUCUUCAAUCUCCUCCCUCUGUUCCCGCUGGCUUUUAUCCCCACUCCUUGUGCGGUCUCAACUCUCAAUUCAGCCCCCUAGGGUUUUGCUUUCCUAUUCAUGUCCUUUCUUCGCUCCUGGAUUUUCCGAGGGAAGCUUCCAGUUCUCUGUUAGCUUGGUAGAUCUGAAUUGAUUCUUUGUUCCCUCGUUUACUUUAUUCGUUACUGCUAUCGGAUUCGAAGUUGCUUUGCGCCCUAGGGUUUCGAGAUCUCUGCUCGUCUUUCGUAUUUGCGUCGGAGUAAACCGAAAUCCGGCGGGCUUAGGCUUCUUCGCUGGAAUUCGGGAGUUUCUCGGUGCUGGAAGUGGCAGGCUGAUUGUAUUUGACUUGCAUAUAUAUAUGGCGGCAGGGAGACAUGGAGGAUAUCGCGAUAAUGAGUUCAGAGAGCGGGAUUCGGAAUUUGAGUUGUCGAGGAAGGAAUCUGCGUAUUCAAAGGAGAGAUAUGAUAGGAUAGGGAAUGGUACACAAGAGUAUGAUGGUGACCGCGUCCGAGUUCGUGAUUCGAGGGAUAGGGUUAGCGGUGGUAGGAUGAGGCAGAGGGAUGUUAAGGACAGGGGGGCCAUGAAUGGUGGGGAUAGGUGCUCGUCUAGUAGGAGCAAUUCAGGUAGUAGUGGUGGCGGUGCGGGCGGGUUGAGACCGUGUGGUUCUCUGCGUGCGACUGUCGAUAGAGAGCCUGGUGAGUUGUCUAGCGAUAGUGGGUCUGAUGGUGCAAUUGCGUCAGAAUCACGGGUCAGUAAAGAAGGUGAAAACUUGUUGAAGGUGAGAGAUAAUGUCAUGGUAAAGGCUCAUGUCGAGAAGAAGCGGAAAUUCUCUCCAAUUGUGUGGGACAGAGAUGAAAAGGCAGUGAGUAAUUCAUUGAAAAUCGGAGGUCAUCAACAGGUGGUAGCUUCUCUUCCUCCUCCUCCUCCCUUCGUGCCGGAGCUGCAAAAUGAGUCACCUGAUGUUGUUACUGAAGAGAUAACAGUAGGAAUAUCAUCCGUUAGAAGUGCUGACAAUCAGAAGUCACAAUCUUUAUCUCCUGUCAAGUAUUCCGUCUCUAAAUCUUCAGGCGAGUCUGACUCUCCCGUUGAACAGGUACCUCCAACAUCUAUGCCUGAUGAACGCCAAUUGGGCAAAGAUCUCCAAUCAGAGGCUCUAGAAGAUGAAGAUUAUGUGCCAACUCGUCAUAUAUCUUCCUCAAGAUGGGCAGCUGCUAUCAAUUCUCCUGUUGACGAAGGUGAAAUUGUAGAAGACCACGCUAUGAUUAAAAGGAGGAAGUCCUCUGAUUCUAGGUUGCAAAGUAAGUCUGUGUCCCCUGACCCUGGAAGCCUCAAGAGAGAAGGAUCUGAAGGAGGCAAGGAUAGGUUGUCUGCUUCUGAAGAACCGGGAUCUCAUCCGAGGUCCUCGAGUGGAGAUCAAUAUCCAAACAAUGAUUCCGAGAGAGAUGAAGAGAUGGAGGUUGAUGGGGAUAAUGAUUACAAGUAUAGGAACGUUGGCCACUCAGAUACUGAUUCUGAAGAUGAAGAUGAAGAUGGUUCUCAGGGAACACCUGAACCAGCUGGUCCGCCUCAGAGAAGUGUUAACAUGCUCAGGGGUUGUAGGAGUGUUGAGGAUUUUGAGAGACUUAAUAGGAUAGAUGAAGGUACAUAUGGCGUUGUAUUUAGAGCCAAGGAUAGCAAGUCUGGGGAAAUUGUAGCCUUGAAAAAAGUAAAGAUGGAGAGAGAACGAGAAGGCUUUCCUCUUACUGCUUUGAGGGAAAUAAACAUUCUCCUUUCCUUGCAUCAUCCUUCUAUUGUGGACGUUAAAGAGGUGGUGGUAGGUGGUAAUCUUGAUAGCAUUUAUAUGGUCAUGGAGUACAUGGAGCAUGAUCUGAAAGGACUUAUGGAGUCAAUGAAGCAGCCAUUUAGUCAGAGUGAAGUUAAAUGCUUAAUGUUGCAGCUGUUGGAGGGUACAAAGUAUUUGCAUGACAACUGGGUGCUUCAUCGUGAUCUUAAGACAUCAAACCUGCUACUAAAUAAUCGGGGUGAGUUGAAAAUUUGCGAUUUUGGGUUGGCUCGUCAAUAUGGGAGCCCAUUAAAGCCAUAUACUCAGAUGGUGGUUACUCUUUGGUACAGGGCACCUGAACUUCUUCUUGGAGCACAACAGUAUUCAACAGCAAUUGACAUGUGGUCAUUGGGCUGUAUAAUGGCUGAAAUGCUAUCUAAAGAACCUUUGUUUAAUGGCACAAAAGAAUAUGACCAACUUGACAAGAUUUUCAGAAUCCUUGGUACACCCAAUGAAACUAUCUGGCCUGGGUUUUCGAAGUUAUCCAAAGCUAAGGUCAACUUUGUUAAGCAUCCGUAUAACCUGCUUCGUAAAAAAUUCCCUGCAACAUCUUUCACUGGAUCACCUGUGCUUUCUGAUGCUGGGUUUGAUUUGUUGAACAAAUUGCUCACCUAUGACCCUGAGAAGCGGAUAAGUGCUGAAGCUGCUCUUAACCAUGAGUGGUUUCGUGAAGUACCACUUCCUAAGUCGAAAGACUUCAUGCCUACAUUCCCUGCUCAACAUGCACAGGACAGACGUCUGCGAAGGACGGUGAAGAGCCCAGAUCCUCUGGAGGAGCAACGCAGAAAAGAACUGCGGCAGGCGGAUUUGGGGACUGGUGGGUUAUUUGGCUAAUGGAGUAUAUUUUCCAUCCUGUCUUUUAUCUCCAUGAUUAGCUUCCACAUUGUUAACACAAUACGAGGUUAAGGUGAGGGAUAACUACAGAAGGGAAGUUGCAAACAUUGAUUAUCAGACAGUCGUUCACCCUGUUUUGCUCAUCUGGUGUUCUGAUUGAGGAGUUAUUUGCCUACUGCCAUCAAGUAGUGUUGCAGGUGUGGCAUAAUGGGUUUCCUUUCGAAAAUCAGUUUCAGCUGAAACGAGUGUAUGUAACAUAUUUUUUUCCCUGGUACAUUGUAAACAAUUUGAUCCAAAUACAUUUUAAAGAUUUAGAGCGUAUGGUUUACUGCCGAAUUGCCUGUUAUCUCUCUUUUUUAAUUUUCACAUUGUGUUUGCAAGAGACGAUUGAUUUGAAGUGGAGAAGAGAAGUUCUAAGCAUUGAUUGAUGAAGAGAUUCAAUAACCGUGAUUUGUCAAAGGUAAAUGCAUCCGUGUCCCUUACUAGCCAAGAUGACAUUUUCUUGUGUGUUGUAUACAGUUGCUUCCUGUAUCAAUUUAUCUGGCUGAUGUUGUCUGGUAACUAUGUAGUUUGUGCCAUGUGUCCCUUUGUUGUUAGUAACUUAGGAAAUUUUAUAUCUGGUUGAAGUGUAAACUUCCUUAAACCUACCUUAGGUGUCCUGCUAUUAUCAGUUCUAUUGGUCCCAUAGCAUUCUACUGCUGUGUCUGAAUUUUUGCUGACCAAUAUUACUAUCAAUGGAGUUCCAUUUGAUUUGUAUAGUUUAGACUGUUCGAGUCGUUCGCAAGCUCCAGAGUGAGCUUUAGGAUGUGCCUCAUUGUGCUUUCUUUUAACAUUUUGGAUUUUUUCACUUGUACGUGGCUCCUAUGCACUCACGUGUUACUGUAACAAUUUACUAACACUGAUUGAAAGGAACAGAAUCGUGAAUAAAAUUGUUUGUCACUGGUUGUCCUUUGGUUCCUGAAAUAGUGGCAUUCUUUUUGCAAGGGUACUGUCUUUAUUUAACUGUGUCCCGUUUCAUUUGAAUACUACAUCCUGGGUGGUGCUGACUGAUUGUAAUAAGAUUGUUUUUUAUUUUCUUUGUACGUGCGUUUAAAAAAUCACAGUACAAGCAUUGAGAGCUGUUCAAUGACUCACUCUGCUGAUCUAACUGCAGUACCAAAGACAACAGGUCCUGGAAGUUACCUGCAUACUGCGGAUUUUCUAGAACUUUCAAUUAAUUGUCACCAAUGCUCACCAAAGGUACAGAACAGCCCUUGGUUUGAUCCUCCGUCAGUUCGUACUUUCAAUUCUGCCUGCCUUGUCAAAAUCUUGUGGUUCUAUUGGACGCCGUCUUUCAUGCAAUUGAUGGUAGUUAGAAGCUGAAGCUGCAUCUGGUUUGGCUCCUUACAAGCUUUGUCGAUUUCAGUGUCCUUUUAUCUGUUACCCUACCCCACUAGAACUCUGGUUUAUGUCGUUCCUAUUAGACCUAGAGUUCCCUUUUAACAGCCAAAGAAUGAUUUUGCUUUUAUAUUCCUGUCAGUUUACGCUAAUGACAUGGUAUGUCGUAGACGUAGAGUAAGUCAUGCACUGUCUUUCUUGUUUUGGUGAAAUGUUUGGAAGGCCGACGCAGACGUUUCUGGAUGACAAGUUUUAUGGAGUUCAGACUCUGCUGAUAGCUGUUGAUUAAUGGUUUUUUUUUUUUUUUUUGCCAUUUGUUCUCCCUCUAUUUGAUUAAAACCUACUGCCUGUGUAGGCCAAUUAUAUGUAAUUGCCAGAUGCAUCAGGUUACGUGAGGGUCUUUUUUGUAGGUCAUAGAACUAGCAGCAACAUAGAAGAGGUGGGUGAAUCCACUGAGUUGCCCGAUUAUGUUGGGCCUCGGUGGUGUUUUAUCCUUGGUUCAGUUGAGGUCUUGCAUGCAUAUACUUCUGUAGUUCAUCAUUUUUAGCCCCUUUUACCCUACUCAAAAGAAUUCUGCUUAGUGUCACCUCACUUCCUUGCCCGUGUUUGGGCUGCGAGGUUCAUUAGGUAGCCAUUCAGUGACUAAAAGUGAUUGCCUCAGUUUUUUCAGCUCUUUGGCAUGAGAUGUAGAAUGAUUUGUGCAGCAGUGACUUGUCUUUUUUAGUUGGGUUUUAUUUUCUGGAAGAUGAGUUCUCUGUGUUGGGACCUGUUAGUGUGGUCUUGAACAGGAGGAGUGUUUGUUGUGUCCUAUAUACAUGGAACAACAUGGCUUUGUGUCGGGGGUCUUCCGUGGGUCAUUAAGAUACUUGCAUACUGAGAAGAGGCUGGAAGAACCAUUGGGUUACUGAUGGAUACUUAAUUCGCCAAGUCUGCAACAGCUUCUUCUACCCUGUGUACAGGUUUCAAUUAUUCCCACUGAUGCCCUUGAGAUUGGAUCUGUGAUGUCUUUGAGCGGUCGGUUGCGAUUUUUCCCUAUGGCCUUCGUCUUAGUGUCAUCCAUGCUUCUCUUUAUACAGUAGGAUGUCUCUCUUGUGCCCAUUUGGUUCUGCUUCCUGUUUUUCUGUGUUCUCUUCCCAGUUCCGACAUGUACGGUGGCCUUGCUGUGGUGCAUAGAAGUGUGGCUUGAUUCUCCGAGAGAAUCGAUUGGAAGGUGUUUGCACUGUGGUUCCAGGUUUUGAAGAGGAAUGGGAAUGCAUGGUGUUGGCCUGUAUGGUUUCCAGCGCACGGAACCUUCUCUUCCGUUGGUGGCUAGGGUGGUGGUUCUAUUCGUUUUCUGCGAAUUAGUCUUAUAAUCAUUAAAACCCUGGCUAAAUGUCAAUGCCGUAAACAGAUUUAGACGCCAGAAUCAUUGCUGCAGUGGGGUAAACAAUUUGCCUAAUAUUGUUUGAAUGGAUGAGUAAAUUAAAAAAAAAAAAAUCCAUUAUGUAACUGGCAUAUGCAAGAAUGGGCUUAAUUAUGUCCGCGACGGUCCCUCAAGUUGACCGAGUACUGCUAAUACUACCAAAAAAAAAAAAACUUUUAAUAUACUGACGUGGCCGGACUAGGGACCCACUAAUCGCCUACAACAUCGCUUAUAUAGUUAUAUAUGGAAGUAGGGCUCGUUAUUUGGUUUUACCGAAAUUGGAUCUUAUAAUUCGGACCGGAACUGAAUAGCAAAUAAUAAAAGCCAAUCUUUGGGUUUAGAUUUGAGGUAAAAAAAUCGAUUGUGACCCGACCAAAAAUCCGAGAAAGACCGGAUAAGAGAGCGCAACACCCAAAACUUAACCGAUUACUCAUUCUUUGAGUACCCAGGCUACUCAAAUUCCCACAAGUUCAAUCUAAAAUCAAAAUCGAAUUAGGAUCGGACUGGGUCAAGAUCAGACCAGUCAAAACCAGACUGUAUCCACCAAUCUUUGGUCCUUAUAUUCUCGAAAAAACUGGACUGGGACCGGAUCAAUUUGGGCCAAUUUAACCGGAAUGGACCGUAUAGCCACUCCUAUAUGGAAGAGAUGCUUGCAGUUAGGGGUGGGUAGUUUUGGUUUAGUAAAUAAGCAGACUCAUUUAAUUUUUGACCCAUAAUGCUUUGGUUUGUUGUGCUUGUGCACAUGGAAAUAAAAUAGAGAAUCACGAAAAUUUGGUUUGGUUGGUUGCAUAAGAUACAACAUUUUGUCAUGAUGAUGAGGCCUGAACCGUGAAGAGCGUGAAGUCCGGAUAAGUUUUUCCAUCUCGCCGGCAUUCAGGACAUCACGGCAACUCGAACGUGAUAAUCUGCUCCACACGUGAAGAGCAUUAAUGAAACAACACGCUUUUGUUCAAGAUCACGGUCCAGGCUUAUUGUUCACGACCAUGAACUGGGACCGUGAAAAGUCGCCGAUCUGGGUAUAAAAGGGGAGCUGAGGUGAAAGAGAAGGAGGAGAACCGAGUGUGAGAAAACUUCCUCUUUUUUAGAUUUCUAGAGAGAGAAAGUGAUGAACAAAAGAAGAUAAGAAAGUUAAGGAUUCAUCCAAGCUUCAAGAUUCGAGAUUCCCAUCCUCAAAGGUUGCUCUCCAGGCCAAGGAAGAAGGCAACCCUCUCAUGAUGGUCCCUUCUCUUCUCCUUUGUGUAUUCCCACUUCUUAGCAUGGAGUAGUUCUUUCUUUCACUUGGAUGUUUGUAAACCCUAGCUAGAAUUAUUUGAAUAUGUGUAUGGAUUGAAUAGUGUGUGGUUGUGCUAUAAUACAAGUAUUGAGGUAUUUUCAUGAAGGAUGUGUUGUGUUUUCCAAUUCCAACUCUUAUGAUAAUUUUACCUAGGUAGAGGGAAAUCCCCUUCUUGCUAAGAGGCUUUUUAAAGCUGAAAUUCCUUGGCCAAAUUGAGUCACCUACUUAGGUCGAAUUAGGAAAAACCUCAUACUACGUGUUAGCACCUUGGGUAGGUUGUAUUUUGGUCGCCCGGACUACGUUUCGAGGGAGAAGUCUAAGCAACCCUUAGUCUAUUGGCCAAGAGAGCUACUUUGGUAGCUUGAUUUGAUAUCCUUUGGCCUAGUGACCGGGAGAGUGAAGCUUGUUCACUUGUUGAGUUUAGUUUCCAUUAUUUUGAAAAGAUUGUUUGGUGUCAAAAACCAGUGAACUACUUCAUCGCGGCAGUCAAAAGAGGUGAAUGCCUCACCGCGAACGUCGGAAGCAAUGAACGCCUAACAAAGGCCAAAACUUCGAACAGACUUAACUUUGCGCUCGAUUAUCCGAUCGUAGUAAAAAAAUUAUUUCGCAUAAUUUUUCAAGAUCUUGCAAACUGCUAGCAACCAGAGGCGGUUUUGUCCAGCCUUCGUCCCGAAAAAAUGUCGUUUGUUAUCCCAAACGAGCAAUUUUUAGAAUUCGCCAAACUUUGGACGAUCAUAACUUUGUGCUCCGCAACCCGAAUGUUAUAUUUUUAUUUUAUUUUGUAUAACUUUUUAAGGACUACAACUUUUAUCGUAAACAUAUUUUCUGAAUGUAUGUGGAUUUGUGAAAAUUAAAGCUAAGUUAUUUCCAAAACCCAUUAUAUCCAAAAAGUAUUUCAUAUUUUGAAAAUUCUCUCCUAGUAUAAGUUGUAGUCUUUAAAAAGUAAUGCGAAAAAAAUUGUGACGUUCGGGUUUAGAGCACAAAGUUAUGGUCGUCCAAAGUUUGGCAAAAUUUAAAAAUUACUCGUUUGGGUUGCAAACGACGUUUUUUCGGGACAAAGGCAUGACGAAACUGCCUCAGCCUACUUGCGGCUUGCAAAAUCUUGAACAAUUAUGCGGAAUAAUUUUUUUUCCACUAUGAUCAGAUAACCGAGCGUAAAAUUAGGAUCGAGGUUUGGCUUAGUUUAGGCGUUUACCUCUUCCGACAGCUCCUAUGAAGCAUUCACCGCUUUUGAGUGCCGCAAUGAAACAUUCACCGCUUUGACAACCGCAAUGAAGCAGUUCAGCGCUUCUGACGGCCGUGGUGAAGCCCAAACAUGUGUAGACUGAGAAUAUUUCAUGAAAACGUGUGUAUUUUGGGGAAUUUUUUUAAACGUGUGUACUAUGAGAAAAAUCCCAAAUAUGUGUAGCAAAAAAUUCGAACUUCUAAAUGAGAAAAAAAUAACAUCGACAUCAAAAUAGGCAGAGCACUAACAUCAUAGUGGCUAACUCCUAAUCCUUCAAGGUGCAACCAUAUGAGCUCGAGAAAAAUCGACAGCAAGGCAACCAGAACGGGUAUGAAGCGCUUCUCAUAUGACAUGGACAACAACCAUCGCCCAACUGCUCUCAACUGGUGGUGCUUAAGUGUUUUCCGGCGAGAAAAUUUGUGUUGAAAUUGAAUUGAUUGCAACUUGACUUCUUGGACAACGAUCAACUUAACAUGGUUCACACCUCUUCAAACACAGUUUGAACGAGGGUGUUCAAUGUUUACAUGAGUCGCGAGACAGAAUCUACAUUAAAUUAGCUCUACUCCUAUGGAGGUUCAGUGAGAGCUCCAGAUCUACGGCAACUAAAAGUUGCAGAAGAAAUAUAAAAUGAUUGAAAACUUGACAAGUGGUGUCGAGUAGUGAUUUUCGCCCCACCAUUGCCUCCGGCCUCCGCCUCUAAUGCUUGGUCAUGUUCAAUGUCGGCCACAUGCUCCUCCAUAAAACCAGGCGGAACGUCACCUUCUUGAUUCCUCCUCCUCGGAGCCAUCAAAUUGAACACAGUUGUCCCACCGGGUGUGCCAAAUUAUUUUUCGACAAGAAAACUUGCGUUGAAAUUGAAUUGAUUGCACCUUAACUUCUUUGAAUAACGAUCAACUUAACACGGUUCACACCUCUUCAAACAAAGUUCGACCGAGGUGUUCGAUGUUUACAUGACUCACGAGACAGAUUUCUACAUUAAAUUACCAUGCUCUUAUGGAGGUUCAGUGAGAGCUCAAGAUCUAAGACUACGGCUAAAAGUUGUAGAGGAAAGAUGAGAUAAAAGUUAACAUUGGGUUGUCUGAUGUGAAUUUGGCCAAACCCUUUCUCUGUUAACUCCUCCUCUUAUAUAUAGCAUUUAAGUGGUAACCUUUGUAGAAAAACCGUCUGAGAGUAAUUUCCAAAAAAACUACUCCCCUUCUUCCUCGGACGUGGCUGACGUGUCCUUGAACGUGGGAUAACCAGCUGUUGUCCUGUUAACCGCAUGCUCUCUCUCUUGGAACUGACGUUUUGUUACUGGCCUCCCUUUUACCAUGGACAUUCCACAUCUCAAGACGAGGGCCUUCUACAUCUCACAACCGACAUGGUGUCUAGAUCUCGUGAUCACCUUGGUCUAUUAGACUUGACGCCAACGUCGUCUAGAUCUCGCGACUAUCCUGAUCUACUAGACUUGACGUCUACGUGGUCUAGAUCUCGCAACCACCUUGGUCUAGCGGACUCGCGAUGAGCGUGGUCUAGUAGACUCGCGACGAGGAUCUCACGACCACCUUUGGCUACCCAACUCGCGAUAAGCCCGAUCUAGUAGACUCGCGAUGAGGUCUAGAUCUCGCGACCGCCUUGGUCUAUCCAACUCGCGGCGAGAUUAGUUCCUUCCCGGAGACUUAGUGGUUUGGGCUUCAAAAUCUAGUACCAUAAGGCACAGCUUAAAUAACAUUAAUUAUGAUUAUUAAUCUGGCCUUAUAAAGACAAUAGAUGUCUUGUAAAUAACCAAAGUGGUACAAGAUUAUUUUUUAGGUGUAAACAUAAAGACAAUAAUCCUCCUAAGCGAGAACGUGACGAGAGUGAGCUGAAUGAAGAAAAGUCCAUCAUCGUUAUUCCUGUCGGAUUGUUCUGCAGAUACAUCACAGAGUCCAUAUAUUCGCACAUCAUCAUAAUGAACAUAAUUCUAUUGUCAGCAACAAUGAAUCAAAUCCUCUAGUCAUGCAACAAAGGUAGAGUAUCCGGAGUUAAAUACCACGAAGACAAAUCCCAGGAGCACAUUUUUCAGCAUCCACAAAACAGAACUAUCAUAUAUUCUGGGUUCUUUUGGUAAUUAAGAUUUCAGAAAACACGGAUCCUUUAUCAAUCCAUGUAUUUUGAAUAUGGAGUAAGGAUGAGUUCAUUGUCUAAUAGGGAAUCGAACUUACCAAAUGCUUGCCUCCUGUGGUAUGUGGUCAUGUAGGAUAUCAGAUUACUCACUACACUAGCUCUAGCCAAACUCAAUACUUGUUGCUUAGUCUUUUUAUCCUAAUUUAUAUAUUUAAUUAUUAAUCGUAAAGGUAAUUAAUUUCGUACUCGAUAAUACCGAUUGUGAUACCGAAGUACCGAUUAGGAUACCGAAGUACCGAUUGGAAUACCAAAAUAUUUAGAAAUUGAGAUUGGAAUACCAAAAUAAUUUAGGAAUUGAAAGUGAGAUUGAUUUUACGGUAUAUUUCGGUAUUUGGUAUUGGGAUACAAUACCGAUUUCGGUUUCCACACUUAAUCGGCCGUCCGUGUUUUUUUUCCGAGCCAAGUCGCGUUCAUGUUUAGAGCUUCUCUCUACGUGUACCUACAAUCAUCACAACACAUACACAGCAUCUCGGCCGUCCGAUGAGCAUAAUAAACGAUCUCCCACUUUCCGGUAGAACGACCCAUCGCUCUUCUACGUGGAGACUACGAUAAUCACGAACACCUUUGCCGCCUCCACCGUCAGAUCUCCAUCAUAAAAAUCAUUUCCCCGUCUCUCAGACGGCAUAGCGAGCGAGCUCUCCAUUUUCACCUCAUUUUCCUUCGUUAAAUUCCUUCCUUCCCUUCUUUCACACCCCGAUCGAUUCCAGACCGCCGGAACCAUCACCGGACGCCUCCGACGUUUUGCCCAUAUGGUAAGUCUCCAGAGCUCGCUCUCUUUUGUCGCAGUUUGGCUGUAGAGGUCGUCUCUGGCUCAGCUUUGGAUCGCUAUUGAUCUUAGGGUUUUUGGAUUUUUGCUCUUCUCAUUUCUUUGCCUGUUCGACGAUACUGAUGAAUU
Molecule: messenger RNA, 11160 nt
Organism: Linum trigynum
Lineage: Eukaryota; Viridiplantae; Streptophyta; Magnoliopsida; Malpighiales; Linaceae
Source: the annotation of a GenBank genome assembly